Messenger RNA from Penicillium malachiteum, 606 nucleotides. Its product is annotated as mitochondrial 37S ribosomal protein uS12m. The record is from RefSeq and is a predicted model, not a curated record. Gene Ontology annotation, cellular component: ribosome; small ribosomal subunit. Bases 1 to 606 code for a protein of 201 amino acids. NCBI's taxonomy places the organism in Eukaryota, Fungi, Ascomycota, Eurotiomycetes, Eurotiales, Aspergillaceae. Gene Ontology annotation, molecular function: structural constituent of ribosome. The transcript is spliced from 2 exons. Gene Ontology annotation, biological process: translation.
AUGCCUCAAUUAAUCUCACCUCUAGCCCUCCGGGCUCUACGGACUCUUGUCCAGCGUCCUGCAAUCACCGCUACGCCCCUCCGCACCCUCACUACCUCCACCAGCGCUUUCCGCCAACAAUCCGCAAUCACCUCCCGCAUCAACUUCCAGCCUGUCUUCCGUACCCAGACUGCUUUCACACUGUCAGCUAUUGCUCGUCGCCAAUUCUCCAGCUCCCCAAUUAUCCGCGCAACCUACAACCAGGUUCGUCGUGGGUGCCGAGUGGGUCAGCGCGCACGCCGUGGACGUUCUCCUGCGUUGAAGAACCACCCCUCGCUCAAGGGUGUUUGCUUGAAGACUGGUAUCACAAAGCCUAAGAAGCCUAACUCUGGAGAGCGUAAGGUUGCGCGUGUACGCUUGAGUACUGGCAAGGUUAUCAGUGCCAUUAUUCCUGGUGAAGGUCACAACAUCCAGCAGCACAGUGUCGUUCAGGUCCGUGGUGGUCGAGCCCAGGAUUGUCCUGGUGUGAAGUACCACUUGGUUCGUGGUGCUAUGGAUUUGGGUGGUGUUGGAAGCCGAAUGACUAGCCGUUCGAAGUACGGAACAAAGAAGCCUAAGAGCAGCUAG